Messenger RNA from Vollenhovia emeryi, 616 nucleotides. RefSeq names its product 40S ribosomal protein S19a-like. Gene Ontology annotation, molecular function: structural constituent of ribosome; RNA binding. The record is from RefSeq and is a predicted model, not a curated record. Gene Ontology annotation, biological process: translation; ribosomal small subunit assembly. Gene Ontology annotation, cellular component: ribosome; cytosolic small ribosomal subunit. The transcript is spliced from 3 exons. Lineage: Eukaryota; Metazoa; Arthropoda; Insecta; Hymenoptera; Formicidae. Bases 104 to 565 code for a protein of 153 amino acids.
CCGGCUGUCACCUCGCGUCAUGGCGCCCGUUGCUGCCAUUUUAUAAUCAAGCUGUUCUCCUGCCACUCGAAUCUCGCUCUUUCCGGUUCGUAUUCUCGCAAAGAUGCCGUCUGUCACGCUAAAGGACGUAGAGCAGCAAAAAUUUGUGAAGGCCUUUGCAGCCUUCCUAAAAAAAACUGGCAAGAUGCGUGUGCCAGAAUGGGUGGACAUCGUGAAGACGGCGAAAUUCAAGGAACUGGCGCCGUACGAUCCCGAUUGGUACUACAUCAGGUGCGCGGCCCUGGUGCGUCACAUCUACAUUCGCAGCCCGAUCGGAGUCGGCGCCGUCACCAAGAUCUUCGGCGGGCGCAAACGCAACGGCACCCAUCCCAGCCACUUCUGCCGGUCGGCGGGCGGUGUCGCGCGCAAGGCGCUCCAGAGCUUGGAGCAACUGAAGCUGAUCGAGAAGGCGCCCCUCGGGGGACGCAAACUCACCAGCCAAGGGCGCAGGGACUUGGAUCGGAUUGCCGCGCAAGUUAAGGCUAAGAGCAAAAAGCAGCUCAAGCUGCAGGAAAUUGUGAUGUAAUAUUCUUUUACGUUUCUGUAAUAAAACACUAUGAUAAAUAUUUGAACGUUA